GGCCGCCAGGCAACUGCGCAGUGGCCGUCUGGCCGAGCCAAGGCCGCGUGGGCCAGGCCGGAUGAGCCACGCGGCCAGACCACCCCCGGACAUUGCUUUCCAUCGGGUCGACGCAGGUCGUGCUGGGCUGCAUAUCGCUCCUCAAGCUCGUCUCGCGCUGAUUGCCGCACGACUCGAAGCUGGUCCGCAAGAAUCGAUCGCCAGCCAUGUCCUCCAAGACCGACACCAUGCCAUUUCUCGUGGACAUCACAUCCUCGCUGAUUCACGGCCGCCCAUCGUUCGAAACCGGCGAGACGCUGCUGCUGACCCAAGGUGGUGUGGGUCUCUACGAUGGAAAGCUCCGCCUCACCGAUUUCGACGACGGGCUGGCCUAUGUGACAACGCAUCGCAUCCUCUGGGUCCGCGAAGGCGUCCAAGAGCCCAAAGGCCUCGCUCUUGCCCUGUCCAGCGUCCUCUCGGCAGAACUGGAUCCAGGAUUCCUGACUCGGUCCCCCAAGAUCGUCGUUCAACUGACUCAAAUGACAAGAAACACAUCAGGCGCUCUGGAUCUCCAUGAAAAUCCACCCAAAAGCACAGUCAUCUCGCCAAAGCUCACCACAUCCCCGUCUGUCGCUCCAUCGGCCGGCUUGUCGGGCAGAGGAUGGAUUUGUGACAUUUGCGACCACACCAACGGGCCCAGCGACCUCUCCAAAUGUGCUCUGUGUGGCGUUCCCAAGAUCGAGCGAGCGAGCGCUGUCCUUCCGACCGAUGCCCCCGCAACGAACCCGACACCAUCCAGCGCCGCUGCGUACCUUUACCCUUCGUUGGACUCGAUGCAGGAAGCAGGGACGGCUCCUAUCGCAGACACAUCCGACUUGCUGGCUUGCGAGAUUUGUACUUUUCUCAAUACCUCCGAUUCCAGCAAAUGCGACAUGUGCGGCUCCCCGCUCUCCACAGUGGUGCUGCCAUCCCCGGCUCCAAACGCAUGCUCCGUCUGCACUUUUGCCAACCCGAGCAGCGAGCGUCAGUGCCAGAUGUGCGGCUCCAGACUGCACGCAGAGGCUGCCGAGAUGCAGUCGCCUACAAGCGCAGCCGCAGCACCUGGCGCUCUGCAGCCAAGCAACGGCCUGAUCAAGUUGUCCUUUCGCAAAGGUGGAUCCCGAGAAUUCUAUGGCCAUAUCAAGGACUCACUGUCACGGAAGGCGUGGGAGAAACAGCAAGCAUCCAAUCCAACACCAUCUCUGGGAACCAAGAUCACCGCAUCGAGUGUCGGCGGCAUAACGGGCAUCAUCAAAAACGUCAACGAGUCCAAGCAAAUCGUCGACGACUCCAUGACCGAAGCCUUCCGUGACAUGACCAGGCUUAUGGAGAAGGCUGCGGCAAUGGUUGAGCUGACAAAAGCCAUCAGUGAACGGCUAUCUUCUUCGUCUGGAUUCAUCGCUUCCGACGACAACGUCGAUCUCGUUGCGUUCCGCAGCUAUUUGGUCGAUCUGGGCAUUCAGAACCCUGUCACAAAAGACAUUGUCGGCGACAGUUACAUCAAGGAGCUGGCUUUCGAGAUCGCGGGAUUUUUGCAGAAGGUUCUGCCCAAGUACGGCGGCAUGUUGUCGCUGGCAGAUCUGUACUGCUUGUACAAUCGCGCCCGUGGAGGGACAGCUCUGAUAUCUCCCGAAGACCUGAACAAGGCGUGCUCGUCGUUUGAAGCGCACUUGCUGCCCUUUGUCCUGCGAAAGUUUGACUCGGGUUUGCUGGCUGUGCAUUCAAGGCAGUUCACCGACAGGAUGGGCGCCGAGCAAGUGCACCGCUGGAUUCAAGAGUCCGCUCACGGACUCACAGCGACCGAGCUUGCCCUUAGACACGGAAUGUCGCCGAUCCUUGUCAAGGAGCAGCUAUUGGCGGCAGAAAAGCAAGGACUGGUAUGCAGAGACGACACGAUCGAAGGCAUUCGGUUUUACAGCAACGUCUUUGCCACCCAUCCGAGACUGUUCGUGCUGGGGUGACGGUCAAUGCUAGAAUAUGAAAU
Polychytrium aggregatum is the source of this 2002-nucleotide messenger RNA. Its product is annotated as EAP30/Vps36 family-domain-containing protein. Lineage: Eukaryota; Fungi; Chytridiomycota; Chytridiomycetes; Polychytriales. Gene Ontology annotation, biological process: protein transport to vacuole involved in ubiquitin-dependent protein catabolic process via the multivesicular body sorting pathway. Gene Ontology annotation, molecular function: phosphatidylinositol-3-phosphate binding; ubiquitin binding. The transcript is spliced from 10 exons. Gene Ontology annotation, cellular component: ESCRT II complex; late endosome membrane. The record is from RefSeq and is a predicted model, not a curated record. The coding region runs from base 207 to 1979 and encodes 590 amino acids.